Messenger RNA from Arachis ipaensis, 920 nucleotides. Its product is annotated as ribosome biogenesis protein. Lineage: Eukaryota; Viridiplantae; Streptophyta; Magnoliopsida; Fabales; Fabaceae. The record is from RefSeq and is a predicted model, not a curated record. Gene Ontology annotation, biological process: maturation of SSU-rRNA from tricistronic rRNA transcript (SSU-rRNA, 5.8S rRNA, LSU-rRNA). Gene Ontology annotation, cellular component: preribosome, small subunit precursor; 90S preribosome; nucleolus.
UUCACCGUUCGCGUUCACUCGCCGUUCACCGUUCGAGUUCGCAUCCGUGUUCGUCUGGAAGCCACGUUGCUCUGCUUCAAACACUGCGACCAACCCGCGCGCUCCACCUAGCCGUCGAACUGCUCUCUUUUGUCACCGCCAACCUUGGGGUAGACCCUAUUUGCGGCUUUCCAUCAGUAGUUCUUCUCCGCCGCUUCGAUCACCGCUUCGCCGCUACCUUCCACCAUGGGAAAGACGAGGGAAAAGGCGGAAUCAAAGUCCAAUCGCAAGUUAGAUAAAAAGGUUCAAUUUUACUCUAAGGUGAAAGAUGCUGUGGCCAGCUUGAGUGCUCAAAAGUCUAUUACUAAGAAAAAUAGUAAACAGCAAAGGCGGCAGAAGAAAAAAUUGAAGGCAUAUGAUCUCUCUGCUCUCACAGAAUUCCUUCCUGAUCCUGAGCCGAAGACACCGCGGAAACCAGAUCUGCAGGAUGUCAAAGUUAAUUGUAAAUCUCGGCGAAAGAUACUAUUGAGGGAAGUGCAACAAUUUUCUGCAGUUCUAAACAAUCCUGACUUCAAAUCAGAUCCCGUGUCUGCCAUGAAUAAACACUUACGGAGCACACUACCAGUUAAAGAGGAACAACGGCCCAAGAAAAAAGUGAACAAAAAUGGAUCCAAGAAGAAGAAGUCAAAGGCUUCUUCAACCGGGCUAAUGUCUAUGGACAUGUAAUGGUUAUGUGUGACUACUAAAAUGAUCUUCUUUCUAGGUCUUCCUGUAAUUCAUUACUUUUCCAAAAUGUUAGAAUACUCAUAUUGUGAAUGGAAAUACUGCAAAUUUCUUAAGCAUUUUCAAUGUCGAUGUCUAUGAUAUAGUUUGUGAUAGUUGUAUCCAUUGGUUCGGGGGUAACAUGUUGCUGGAAUGAAGCCACUCAUAAGGGUUCAGAA